AUGAUAGAAAUAGCCAACAUGUUCGAGUAUUUAAGCAUGCCGUCAGGAGUACUAACUGUGCUCCUCCUCGUGGUUCCCAUCCUCCUCAUCCCCAUCGUCAUCCUCGGCCCGGAAAGCAACCAGUUCCGCCGCCUCCAACAACUCUGGUCCCGACGCCAGAAGCAAAAUGCCAACAGCAGCAGUGAAAUCGUCUCUUUGCGCGUGUAUCCUGUUAAAUCCUGUCGCGGGUUCACGGUGAACAAGAGCAUACUCCGCUCACACGGUCUUGAUCUCGACCGACAAUGGAUGUUCGUUGAUGCGGAGACUCUGCAGUUCUUAACUAUUCGUCAGAUCCCGGAGAUGACGCUGAUUAACACGAGUCUAAGCGAGGAUGGCAAGUCACUUUUGCUGAGUAUCACCGGUGUCAAUGGUGAUGUUGCGACUACAGAGAAACCAAUUAGUAUCCCCGCAGUUCCCGAUACGGAUUGGCUGAAGCAGCACACUACUCUUUCUCAGGUGAAGGUUUGGGACGUAUUGACAGACGGCUACGUCUAUGGCAAUGAUAUUAAUGGGCCAUUCUCGCGCUUCUUGGGCCGGGACGUCGCGCUCGUGUACAAGGGUCCCACGCCACGAAUUCUGCAAGGAAACGGGGACCCCCAACUGCUGGGCCGCACGCAGAGUGUGAAUUUUCCCGAUGUGCAUCCUAUUCUUAUUGCUUCUGAGGCCUCCAUUGCAGAGCUGAACUCGCGGCUUCGUCAAAAGGGUGCCGAUCCUAUUACCAUCGAGCGCUUUCGUCCAAACAUCGUGAUCAAGGGGAAUGCGCCUUGGACUGAGGAUUCGUGGAAGACUGUUCGGUUUAAUGGUAACAGUGGAAGCUUGGCAGAAAAUGGGGACUCGUUUGUUCUGUCAUCGCCUGCGCUUGAUCUUGAUAUCGUGGCGCGGUGUGCGCGGUGCCAGGUACCGAAUGUGAACCCCGAGACGGCAGAGAAGCACUCCAAGCAGCCCUGGGAUACUCUUGUGAGUUACCGACGGAUUGAUGAGGGAAUUAAGUUCAAACCGUGUUUCGGGAUGCUUGCUGCGCCGAGAAACGAGGGUACUAUUGAAGUCGGGAUGAGGUUUGACGUAUUGGAAGAGACGAAUCAGCAUCGGUAUAUCAAGGGAUUUUAA
Molecule: messenger RNA, 1146 nt
Organism: Aspergillus chevalieri
Lineage: Eukaryota; Fungi; Ascomycota; Eurotiomycetes; Eurotiales; Aspergillaceae
Product: MOSC domain-containing protein
Exons: 1
Coding region: 1-1146 (381 amino acids)
Molecular function (GO): catalytic activity; pyridoxal phosphate binding; molybdenum ion binding
Source: RefSeq, a predicted model, not a curated record